GUGGUCUGUGUUCCCAGUGUGUUUUUGGCGUUAUUUUCCUUGGCCGCGUCGCGUCGUACCUACAUCGUCCCCCGUCAUUUGUACUCUACUAUUACGGACGGGGUUCGCGGCGACCGGAGCCUCCUUCUAGAGUAGAAAAAAAAAACUUUCUUAUAGUAGAUCGUAGUUAGACACGAACACACGCCAGGCAGGAGUAGCCCCCGCACGCAAAACGUAAUCGGUUUUCUUGUUUGGUUUUGAUACCAAAUGCGUAUCAGCAGAAUUGGUUGCGCAGCAGCUGUGUGUGAAAUCUAGCGGUCCGUCCGGCGUUAAGCGUUAAGCGAAAGGCGAUAAAGCGAGUGAAGCAGCAAGCAAAAGAGAGUGGCGGUUUGUGCGAUGCGUACAAUAAUUAUUGCCUCAUGUGCGCGCCGAUAAGAGCAAAGCAGGCUGUUCGGUGUGGUUCGCUUCGGUUGUCAAUAGCGAUCCGUUCGCAACAGAAUCUACAUCAACUGUUAGUAGAGGUUAGUGUUCUUUGUGGCAACAGUAGCAGCAGCAGCAGAAGGUUCCUGAAGGUUGUGAAAAGUAACACUUUUGGUCCCCGAAAGCUUCAGCAUCCAUCAAUCAGAAGCAGCAGCAGCAGCAGCAGCAGCAGCUUGCGAAAGUGUAAUGUGAAGUGAAAAAAAUAAUGCUUUUUAGUUAAAAAGUUUUACAGUUUUCUAAAUGAACGAACUCUUCGGUGCCGGACACCGGCAAUUGAAAGUAAAUCGAUGAAGAUAAAAAUUUUUGGCCGAAGUGAUAGUGAACAAACGACGACAACAUGAAAGUGGUUUGUAAGAAAAUGCCAUAUCGGAGCAUCACCGUCAUCACCGGGCACCGGGCUAGUAAAAGUGUUAAUCAGUAAAGCGCAAAAACAGCAAUCGAGCGACGACGAAUUUGGAAAGUUCGACAGUUCGCAAGAGACGACGACGACAGGAAAUCUCGCUUCGAUUAGUAGUGUACGGUGAAUCAGUGGACGAGAUAAAAAAAAGAAGAAGAAGAAGAAGGGUGCACUUGAAGAAUUCAACAGUUUAGUAGUUUCUGUAUUCAAUAUACAUAUAUUUGAAUUUUGAUUACCAUCGACAAAGAAAAACACAACAACAACAAGUGCUCUCUGCAGUGCAGUGCGGUGUGAGGCCUUUCGCUGGCCUGGUAAACAUUAUGCAGCACUCUGCUAGGAGCGGUGUAUUUUUCCACUAGGCAGCCAGCCAGCCCGACGAAGCCGGCCCGGCCGUGCCCGCACCGAACCCAGCACCGCGGCUGCGAUUGUUGUUCGACCCGGUUCGAGAAAUGCACGUUUUGAAACUUGAAAUGGCACGCGACUCCACGAUGGGACGAGACCGGGUUCUGGUGAUGCCCAGCACUGGCAUCGCACUGGAUACACCAUCGACAUCACAACCGGCGGCUGGACCGACUGACAUCAACCAACAGAUACUGGAGCUUCGCAAGGAACAGGAAAUGCAGAAGCAAAAACUCUGGCAUGCCUUCCAGGAGAAGAACAAAGAGCUGGAGAUGCAACACCGACAGCAGUUGGAGCACAAAUUCCAGCUUGCGGCCUAUCACACUACUGGCUACAUCUUCCAGGAACUGCGCGAUCAGCGCCUGGCCGAGGAAGCUGCCCAGCAGCGCGAGCGCCGCGAACGGGAAGCGAUGAAGCGCAAGGAGAAGCAGGACUUCAGCGCCAACGCAAGCUCCGAGGUCAAGCAGAAACUACAGACCUUCCUCAUUCAAAAGAAACAGGCGGCGGCCUCGAAUGGGAUGAGCUCACCAUCUUCCUAUCGAAAUUGGGGCGUCGUGAAGUCCUCCUCCGGUGAAUCGAUACCGGCCGGAGCGGUGUCCGCCAGCUCGCAUCCGUACAAAAUUCCACCACCUCCACCAUCGUCCAUCGCAAAGUACGAUUCGGACUUCCCACUGAGGAAAACAGCUUCCGAGUCCAAUUUGCUGAAGAUUCGCAUCAAACAGCGCGUGAUCGAGAAGCGCGCAAUGACCGGUCCGUUGGCAGCCCGCCGCCAGGAGCGACUCCAGCAGGCCGCCCAACGACGGCUGCAGAAGCAAUCGCAAGCCCACCAGCAGCAUGCUCAGCAGCAGCAACAGCAGGUUCAACAUUCCCAGCAGCAACAGUUGCCACAUCACCAGCUUUCCUCGAUGGCUGCCCAUCCCGCAAACUGCUCCAGUGGAACGCCGGAUUCGGGUCCGAAUUCACCGCCGGCCCUCGGAAGCCGCGGGUCGCCCUCGAACGCACCCAUCCAGGAGGAAAACGAAGACCCCCAGUACCGGUCCAGCAUCAACGAUCUGGCCCUGUUCAGCUCGCCCUCGAUGCCGAACAUUUCGCUCGGUCGGCCGCAUCUGUCCGACGCGCACUCGGCGAAUCAUAUCGCAAUGGUUCCAUUGCGACCACCGCACCCACUAGUGGCCGCCGGUCAGCCACCACCGCCACCCUCUCUGUCGCAUCAUCCUCCACCGAUACCUCCUCAUUUCGUGAAUCACCCGUCGAUGCUAACCGAGCAGCAGUUGCAGGCGGCUGCUGUAGCGGCGGCGGCCGCAGCAGCUGCAGCCGCCAGUGGUCUCUCGAUCAACCCGACCCACCUUGGAGGCAUCAACGCGGGCGUUCCCACGGUCUACGGUCAACCCAUCACCGAUGCCCAGGUGGCGCAGGCUCGCCUGCACAAGCAAGGCCACCGGCCGCUGGGUCGAACCCAAUCCGCUCCUCUUCCCCUCGGACAUCCCAUGCUAACCGGAGCCCCAGGCUCCGUGGUCAACAUCGGACAAACCCACUACGAGAACAGUGAUGCCGAACGACAAGCCUACGAGCAGCACAUGCUGAUGAAGCAGAAGAUCCGCCAGGCAGCGCUGUCGCGCGCCAACUGCGUCCGCGAGCCGCAGCUCAAGGAGGAAGUCGAAUCCGGCGAGGUGAUCGACCUGACGGAUAAAAAGCAACCACCCAAGACGACGGUGAUUACCUCGAGCAGCAGCAGUAGCGUAAUCAAGAGCACCUCCCAUACGACACUGCUGCGUGACUCCUCCGCGGAAAGUCUCCAGCAGCAGCACGUCGAGUUCCUGCAGGCUCAGCAGCGCGAGCUUGCGCUGCUGCAUCAGCAAUCGAUGCAGCUCGGUAUGCUGGAAGAUCCGUACAAUCGCACGCUGCUUCGGCCCCUUUCGCGAACCUCUUCUAGCCCGCUGGUUCACCUGGGAACGCCGGCCAGCAGUAACCACCCGGUUGCCCUGUCCGACACCGGCCAAGACGACAUUCCGCCUCCGGUUAAUCUGACCGUUCAAAACCGUAGCCGUUCGAUGUUGAACUACACCAACGAAGGGCUCACCAGUCCCGGUCCGCUGGCGUUGACCACCUCUUCAUCUGCUUCGGCCAUUCCCGUCCGUCUGGUGCAGCAGAAUGGAAAACUCACAACCGGCUUGGCCUUUGAUAGUCUCAUGCUGAAGCACUCGUGCGUUUGUGGCGACAAUGCCGCUCAUCCGGAGCACAGUGGACGGCUGCAAAGUGUUUGGGCUAGGCUGGUGGAAACUGGCCUCGCAUCCCGCUGUGAUAAGCUUCGUUCACGCAAAGCUACCCAGGAAGAACUGCAAACCGUGCACACCGAGGCGCAUUCCCUCCUCUUUGGUACAAAUCAAAUCAACCGUCAGAAGGUGGACGCCAGUCGGGUCAGUUUUGUCCGGCUGGCAUGCGGCGGCGUCGGGGUCGACCUGGAUACUACCUGGAACGAGCAUCAUACGGCGGCCGCGGCACGAAUGGCCGCCGGUUGCGUGAUAGAUCUUACCUAUAAGGUUGCUAAAAGUGAAAUCCAGAACGCCUUUGCCGUUGUCCGUCCUCCUGGCCAUCAUGCGGAACCGAAUGCUGCCAUGGGUUUCUGCUUCUUCAACUCGAUAGCCAUCGCUGGGAAGUUGCUACUGCAGAGACUUCCGGACGAAAUUAGACGUAUUCUCAUUGUGGACUGGGACGUUCACCACGGCAACGGAACCCAGCAGGUAUUCUACGACGAUCCGAACGUUCUGUACCUUUCGAUCCAUCGGCAUGACGAUGGAAAUUUCUUCCCCGGCACCGGCGGUCCAACGGAAUGCGGUACCGGACCGGGGUUGGGUUUCAACGUGAAUGUCCCCUGGUCGGGAGGGUUGAAUCCCCCACUGGGUGAUGCCGAAUAUUUAGCUGCCUUCCGGACCGUGGUUAUGCCGAUUGCCCGCGAUUUUCAGCCCGACAUUGUGCUCGUUUCGGCCGGGUUCGAUGCUGCUUUUGGCCACCCAGCGCCGCUGGGUGGCUACAUGGUUUCACCGGCUUGUUUUGGUUAUUUGACGCGGGAGCUGAUGAAGUUGGCUAAUGGGAAGGUGGUUCUGGCGCUGGAAGGUGGCUACGAUCUGCCGGCGAUUUGUGAUUCCGCCCAGGAAUGCGUUCGGGCUUUGCUCGGCGACGAACUGUCGCCGAUUGCGGCUGCCGAGCUGUCGAGGCCGCCCUGUCAGUCGGCCAUCGAAACCCUGCAGAAAACCAUUGCCAUCCAGAUGACCCACUGGCCGUGCGUAAAGCGGUUAGCUCAUACGGUGGGCCUGUCGGCGAUGCAAGCGGUAAGCGGUGCCCCCGAUCGGGAAGAGUCGGACACCGUCACGGCAAUGGCGGGACUGUCGAUGCAACCGCCCAACAGAACGUCAGACAUCUCCCGGGAGGACUCGGAAGAGCCGAUGGAUCAGGACGAAUCGAAGUAAACUGACUGACUGGCCUGCCAGCCGAAAGCGAGUUUUUUUUUGUGGCAGUUCGUUCUCCAGGUCCCGCCGCGCAGCAGCAGGAGCAGUGGUGGUGUGCAGCGUGCAGGUGUCGCCGCUACCGACCGUAACCGCCGAGUACAAAAGUACCAAGAGAUAAGUACCGUUUUGUUUCGCCGCACGCACGGCACGCAUUAUGUGUGCAUUAUUAGUUUCGAUCGUCGGUCGAACGAAAGGCCACAGUCAGCGCGGAAGAUCUGGGAUAGAACGAACGAACAAUUUUUGUUUUCUAUCGACGACAUAAAAUAACAACACACACAUACAGUCAGACAUACAAAAUGAAAAAAAUACCUAAAUGUAACAAUGUUUGGAUGUGAAAACUGAAACUAGGAAAUGUUACCUCGUUCGUUGUGUGAGGGGGGGGCAAUGAGCAAAUUGCGUGUUUUAAAGCAGAAACAAAAAACAAGGCUAGAUACACAACAAAUUUACACGGAGAAAAAGAGCGGUGACCGUAGGAGAUAGAGCAGAUUAUGAACGUUAUUUAUAAAGAACUGAGUUAUUUUCUAGCAUAUUUUUGGUAGAAUAUGAAUCCGGUAGUUUCGCGCCCCCAGUUUGGAGGAACGUGGGCGAGAACCAUUUGUAACGUUAAAACAGAGACGAAAAAAAAAAUGAAAAAAACACUAUUAUUCAGGGAAAUAUUUGCGUGGUUUAUAGAGGGAGAUGUUCUCCGAACGAAUCGUCCGGAACGGACGCCAUCGGUUCGGAGUUUAUUUUGUCGUUUAGGAACUUUCUAUCAAUGGAGAAGAUUUAGAAGAAGAAAACAAUCCUCUUAGUACGGGUCGCGAAUGGCGCGAAUGGAUGCGUUUGGCAAACAGUUUCCAACAAGCAGUUUCGUUUCGCGUUGCCCUUCGCGAAGCGGUAUGCUUUGGUGAAAGUAUAUAAAUUCGCGGGACAGGAUAGGAUCAGGUAGUUUAGAAGAAUUUUAAAUUGUUGUUAGGGGAAGUAAAAAGUUUUUUUGCUCGACGAAGGCAAGCUGAAACCGCAGGUUGGAACUGUCGGUGAGUAUGUUUUGAACCAGUGGAAAAGUUCGGCUUUAAUUUUGUUUUUCCUAACUUACUCGUUGUUAGCUGUGUCGCACUGUGAACGAAUACUAAGAGGAAGACAAAUAUUUUGCUGUUUGCUAAACUUGUGAAUGUGAAGGCAACCUCGAUGGAAAUGUUUGUUCUAAAACCAUUAUUCAACAAUUGAAUAUUACAACAAAAAAGAAGAAAAAAGUAGUUGAACAAAAAAAAAAUUAGAAUUCUUAUUAACAAGAGAUAAAAAAAGUACGUUUGUUUUACAAAAUGCAAAUAAAACGGUAAUUACAAAGUAAUUUUUAUAGAAAGCUAACUAGUUGAUAGUUGUUGCCUCAGAAAGUCAAACUAACUUUGGGGUAAAAUGAUUUUCCUAUACAUUUCUGACAGUUAAAAUCGCGUAUUUUUAUCACUCUUUUUUUCAAGAAAUAUUUUGAAUUAAAACCAAUUCUUCCAUAGUCAUUUUUCUCCCAGAGCCGUUGGAGCUCUUACGAAAUAGCAAAAAAAACCCUAGAAAUCCUCUUACAGAGUCUCAGAAGAUUUUGCUCAACCCAUCCACUGUAUGCUUCGCCCUGAGCCACCAUAAUUAUGCUUCAAAGUAAAACGACAAAAGAAUAGUGCUGCUAACCAGUAGUAUGUCAGUCCACACGAGAAACAAAAAAAAACGUUAUAACUGCUGCCAUCAAACAAUAAUCUAAUACCUAACAAAGGAACCUAAACCCGCGCUGAAACAAACAAACAUUAAAAAACAACCUAUUGAGUGUCACAGAGAACGUGUGUUUUUAGCUACCGUACUAAAUAAGCAACUGAAUGUGCAAGAGUAAAACAUAAAAAAAAUAUGGCAAAACCUAAAUUUCAACAGAGAAAAAAUAUUUAUAGUGAAUAUUAAAAGAAAAAAAAACAAAAGAACAUCCGAACAAGCGAAUAAGAAACUAUUUUUAACAGUUUAUCUUUAAAUAAAUGUUGAGUGACCUUAAUGUAUACCAACGAAACAAAACAAACAAAAAAAACAAAACAAAGAAAUUAAAGCAGAUUAUAAGAAACAACAGAAUUUAUAAGCUUUCAAACAAAACAACGGCGGAGAAGAAAAAGAAGGAGAACGAGAGAUACAACCAACCAACCAACCAACACACAGACACACACAAUGUUAGAACAUUUGAACGUUUAGAAAUAUUUGAACAGAUUUUUGCCUAUACUGUUAUCGCAAAGCACACACACACACUCACACACUUACAGACACAUUUGAAAUACAAACACAAUUAAGCCUGUCAUAGGGGGAGGCCCCUAUUAUGGGGGUCGAGUCGAGCCAGGUGAUUCGGUCGACUCGACCCACGUAAUAGGACUGACCAUUGAAGGCACGCGGGUUUGUCCGUAUCUAUUUUUGCCCGGUGGAAAGGUACCAUUGAACCGUUCAAAGUUUAUCCUUAAAUCGUGUUGUUAUUUUUGUGAGUCCGAUUGUACUAAAAAAAAGCUAUCACUCAACCCGAACCCGCUGGAUUCUACUAGAGAGCUAGUUUUUUUUGCGGGCGUUUAUCAACAAAGUGUACUAAACAGAACACGCAAGCGCUUUGUGAGCGUGUGUGUAACUACCGUAGAUGAAAGAUGCGGCAGACACAGACAGACAGAGCAGAGAGCAGAGUAUAUUCUUAAAUAUUUUGUACUAAAAACUUCGGCUUGCCGAAAAAAAGAGCAGAACAGCAAAACAACACAACCAAUAGUUUGUAGUGAAGAUUUGUCAAGUGCUGGACACUUUUUUUGUCUUUUUGUUGAAAUUACACAGAACACACACACACACUCACACUCAUUCACACAUAACUAAUAAUAUAGAUGAUGAUGAUGAUGAUAAAGAUGCUGAUGAUUGUGCAGUGAAUUAACCGAAACUCGCAGCCAGCAGCCAGUGGGCGGCUGCGAGAUGUGAUAUUGUUUUCUUAACAAAAAAAAACUUUUAAUAACGAAGAAAAUUUGCAUUUCUACUUUCCCUGCAUCCCAAACAACAACUACAACAACAACAUUUCAUGCUUCCCGUUUGUUUUUUAUCAUCCCACUUCUCUCACAUUAUUAUCCCACUGAAUCGAAAAAAUUAUCGUCGAAACACUUCGAAGUCACACGAACACACUAACACAGCGGAAACAACAGAACAAAAAAAAACAACAACAAACAACCAACAGUUGUUUGUUGAAAGAAACAUUUGAUGAAACGAAUGAAUACGCUUUUGUUGUAUCACUAAGUAACAAACAAAACAAAACAAAACAAAUGUAGUAGGAGAAUUAAAAGUAAAAAAGAAAACCUCAAACAAAACAAACCAACUCAUAUUUAGCAAAACAGAAAACCGAAAGAAAAAAAAACGAAAACAAAAACAAAUGAAAGGAAAGCGAAGAAAAUACACUUUUGGAAACUAGUAGACGUUAAGGAAUUUAAGAGAAAAAAACACGUAAGCCAGAAUUAAAAAUCAAACAUUCCUCUUUUAAAGAAAGUAAUUUAUAUGUAUAGAAAAACCGCAAAGGAAGAGAAAAGCAGGAGAAGAAGAAGAAAAAAGCUAUUGGAGAGAAUGCACACACUUUACGAAUGUUUAUUUUUAGUUAACUCACUGUCUAAGUUUAAGCAAUGUUACAAACAAACAAAAGAAAGAAGAAAAAAGAGAAAAAACUACGACAAUAAGUUGUGUAAAUAGUUGAAAACCCUGUGGGCUUUCGCCGGUAGGGUGGUUCGAUCGAUCGCGAAUGUCGCGUUCCCCCAGCCCCGUUCCCAUCCCCGUUCGGCUCUCGCCACUCGGCUCAGCGUGACGUGCAAACGAGUCCCCGACCGCCGCGGAAACUACCGUUGAAUAAGCCAGUUCUUUUUAUUUUUUGCAUCCAUCUGUCAUCACGGUCGCCAUGUCGGUCACGCGGUCGCCAUGUUGCAAGUGCCGAGAGGAAUUAUCGUAUUGAGGAGAGAGAGGAGCGAGCUCUCCAAAAGCUAACAAACCAAAGCCAAAUUUCCGUGCGCUGUGGUGGCUCGUUUGAAUGUCGCCUGAACCGAAAGAAAAACCUCCUGGUCGCGGAGACGGGGGUUCGUCGAGCACGUUUGAAAUAUUUGCCAUAUAUUAGUUACACGGAGCACCACCCUACCGUGUUGGCUUCCCUAUUUCCUUAUGUUAGACUAACGGUACUCCUUUCAUUACUAUUAUUAUUAUUAUUAUUAUAUUAUUAUUAUUACCAUUAUUAUUAUUAUUUAGCUAUAUAGAGAGCGUUCAAUUUUAUUCAACUGUUGCUGUUUAUAUUUUUUGUACUAAAACGAUUGAAACAGAGUUUAUUUUGUUUCCGAAACAAAACACUCCUCCAUAGAAGAAGCAAAAAAAAAAUCAUCAAAACAACACCCUACACACAGAUACAGAAGAGGAAAAACGAAACACUCCUAGAGUGACGACAUCAGAAGUCGGGACAGACGCGAAACGAUUAGCUAGUAAAAUUUAUACCGGCGAGGGUGCGCUUGACCCCGCGCUCUCCCGUGUGAACGAGUGCAAAACAAAACAAAACAAAAGAACAGAGAAAUAAGUAGGAAGCGAUACGAGUAAAGUAGAUCGAUCUAUUUAAGACAAACAGAGAGAGAGAAAAAAAAACUAUGUGCAACUAUAGUUAGGAUAUAGGCUGAAAGCUAUUUGUUUAUGGUCGUCGUCGUCAUAGUCGGAACUAAGAAAGUAUAGGAAUGUGAUGGUAUAUUUUUUUUGGCUCGCAAAAUUUUGUACCACAACGCAAAGCCAGAUCAGAUCAGAUCAGAUCGGAACGGUCUUCUCAUUUUACACACAAACAUACACUCGAACACAUCAAAACCCAAUUCUCUCUUAUUAUUCGCGAUCAUCAUCCUAAGUAGAGUUCAACAACAUGCCCGUAUUAAAAUACGUACUAAAUCUAAGAAGAAGAAAAAAAAGUCACGUGGAAACAACCGCCCAAUCUUGCUGUACUAAUGACCUGUUCUAAUAAACAAAAACAAAACAAAAAAAAAACUGUACUAAAAACGAUUAGGAAGCACAACAACCGCAACCAAAAUGUGUGGUAAAAUAACGAGAGAAAGAGAGACAGAAUCAGACAGACAAACAAUCAGAUUUCAAUCUCGUAGCAAACAAAAAACCAAUCAAAUGAAACGGAAACAGAGGAUGCGUUGAAUGGUUUGAAACACAAUAGAAAGAAAGAGCCGAAGCAAGCAAGGAAUAGAAUUCCUUGACAAAAAAAACAACAACAAAUGGCGAAAGAACAAAUCGAGCGUCGAGAAGAGUAGGAGUAUGAAAAAAAAACCUGUUGUAGAAAUCAGUAAGGAGACAACCAACCAACCAACAAACAAACAAACAAACAAACAUACAUUGAUGAUGAUCGUUUUGUGUUACACGGAAAUUAAAUAAAUAUGCGAGAAAGCAA
Molecule: messenger RNA, 10183 nt
Organism: Sabethes cyaneus
Lineage: Eukaryota; Metazoa; Arthropoda; Insecta; Diptera; Culicidae
Gene: HDAC4
Product: histone deacetylase 4
Exons: 13
Coding region: 1306-4722 (1138 amino acids)
Biological process (GO): chromatin organization; negative regulation of transcription by RNA polymerase II
Cellular component (GO): histone deacetylase complex
Molecular function (GO): histone deacetylase activity
Source: RefSeq, a predicted model, not a curated record